CCGCCUUUUCCUGUCAAGUUAGUUUGAGGUGUGUUCGGUAUUUGUGUUAGAUGAUUCGGAUAACAGUGCCGUUGGCUUUGAUUACAGUAAAAAAAGAAAGUUUGAAUGCAAUUAUUUCAUAUUCCGACGAGUUACAGUGUAACGCGGUACGCCAGAUGACCUUAUUUUGCUCAGUAAAUCCUUUGGAUGCCACAAAAAGGUGGACAUACAACCAUCGCGAGCUCAAUGAGUAAUGAACCCAUUCUGGAGCAUGUCGACAAACGCUGGUCGAAAGAGAUCUGACAGUGAAGAGCAAAGUGGUCAGGGGGAGCAGAGAUCCAGUCCAGCUCGUCCUCCACUUGGCAAGAAGCAGCUUCCCUCCAUACCAAAGAAUGCAGUCCCUAUCACUAAAGCCGCCUCACCAGCCUCCUCUACACAGUCAGCCAAUGGCACACAUGCCUCAUAUGGGCCUUUCUACCUGGAGUACUCGCUGCUAGCGGAGUUCACAUUGGUGAUCAAGCAGAAGCUCCCUGGCAUCUAUGUACAGCCUUCAUACAGAUCAGCAUUGAUGUGGUUUGGUGUCAUUUUCAUCCGACAUGGCUUGUACCAGGAUGGUGUGUUUAAGUUUACCGUGUACAUCCCUGAUAACUACCCAGAUGGAGACUGUCCUAGGGUGGUUUUCGACACACCAGUUUUCCACCCAUUAGUUGACCCGGUCUCUGGUGAGCUUGACGUGAGGAGAGCUUUCACCAAAUGGAGACGAAACCACAACCAUAUCUGGCAGGUUCUAAUGUAUGCACGAACAAUCUUCUACAAGAUCAACACCAUGGAUCCACUAAACCCAGAAGCUGCUGUGCUGUAUGACAAAGACAUCCAGCUUUUCAAAAGCAAGGUUGUAGACAAUGUGAAGUUAUGCAAUAGCCACCUGUUUGACCAGCCCAAGAUGGAUGAUCCUUAUGCAAUAAGUUUCUCCCCAUGGAAUCCAGUGGUGCAUGAAGAGGCAAAAGAGAAGAUGUUUGCACAUAAAAGAUGGCCUGAGGAUUACAAAGGAUUGCCGGUGUCUGGGCUGUCUUGGGUGAAGACUGGUUCCACUCAGCCUUUCAGCAAAGAGGACAACCCCCUUCAGACAUGAACCUUCAGUACCUCUGUCUGUCCACCAGGAGGGGUGCUACACUUUUGUUGCUGUGCUGAACCAUAUAAAUUUAAUUCUGAUGCAGUUCUGUGAACUUCAUUUGCAACACUCACUCAGCUUUAAAAGAAAUGUAUUUUAAACCAUUAAAACGGCCCGAACUAUAAAAUUUUUCCAGUAUAUAUAUAUAAUGACUCCAUUCAUUUCGAUGCCGAGGCUUGAACAAAGUCAGACGGCACAGAGCUUGUUCUAGUCAGUACUGUACCUUGCACACGUUAAUGUUUUCAGGCACAACAAACCACCUCACUUGUUUGUGUACACUCAAAAAAUAUAUAUAUUUAAAAUUAAUAUUUACGCAUUUCAAUUUAACAAGAAUUCCACCAAAUUGAAUAAUCUUUAAUAAUAAAAACAAACUAUAAAGUUUUUUUGUUUUGUUGAACACUACACAAUUUGAUGUAAUUUUAUGAAAUUGGAAUGAAAUGUGUAAAUCUUAAAUAUUUGUGUGUGUGUAGGUCAUAAAUAUGCCUUUUUUUUUUUUUUUUGCUAAUGAUUUCAAAUUUAUUUCCUUUUACAUUGGUUUUCCUUUCCCUACCAUCUUUGUUAAUGAUUUUAGAUUGGGACAGAACACUUUGUCUAUGUAUUUUGGUUUGUUUUAUUUUAAAUAUUGUGUAAUAAAAGUCCUGUGUAUGUAAUGGUUGUAAUUUAAAAUGCUGCACAAGACAAAUACUAUUCAUUAAGACCAAGUUCAUCUUUAAUGUUCAGUAAUGUAAUUCACUUUGAAUGUGUUCUAAUGGCUCAGUCUUAAAGAGUUUGUGUUAAUAGUGGAGCAGUUCAAUUAAGUGAGUGGCCUCUUUAGCAGAGUCCACAACUCCCUCCAUUUAUAUAUGUUGGUAUGUAUGUUGGUAUAUAAUCUUUUUAUUAUUUUUUUAUUUUUAUUAGAAGUAGUAGUAUUUUUAUCUUUUUAAUUUUUAUUUUGGGCGGUUUCAGUGAGCAUGCUGAUGUGAGCUCUGCUGUAUAAGCAAUUGAAGUUUUUAAAUAAUAAAAAAUUAAAUCUGUUUAAGGCAAUGGUGACUGAGGCUAAUAAGAAGUUAAUAUGGGUUUGAAACAACAUGUGAGGGUGUGAUAAUUAGAUUAUCUUUUUUUGGGGGUGGGGGCGGUGUACUAUCCUUUAGAACAACAACAAAAAUAAAUAAUAA
Molecule: messenger RNA, 2304 nt
Organism: Xyrauchen texanus (razorback sucker)
Lineage: Eukaryota; Metazoa; Chordata; Actinopteri; Cypriniformes; Catostomidae
Product: AKT-interacting protein
Exons: 10
Coding region: 233-1111 (292 amino acids)
Source: RefSeq, a predicted model, not a curated record